UGUGUUUCGAUGACAAACAUAUGUUAAAAUUCUCAUUAACAGUUGAACUUUGGAAAAGCAACCCUGCGAAAAGUCUUUGCAAACACUGCUGUUGAGAUAAAUUAAAAUUGUGGAAAAUUCAUUGUCACUUGUGAUUGUAUUAAAAACGUCUGAAAGUUGGAAGUGCGCAGUAUUUAGCAUAGAAAUUGAUAAAAUCGGUAAAAAAAAACAAUAAUUAGGUAUAUAAUUUGUAUGCAAAAUGUUAAUAAAUCUUAAGGUAAAGACGCUUGAUGCACAAACUCACGAAUUUAGUGUUGAUAAUGAGAUUACUGUGCGGGAAUUCAAGGAUAAAAUCGCUGAAAAAACGAAUAUUGCCGCGGAACAGCAACGCAUCAUUUACUGCGGUCGGGUCUUGGCAGAUGAGAAGCAAUUGAAAACUUAUGAUGUCGAAGGUAAAGUGGUCCAUGUUGCUGAACGUCCUCCGCCCUCUCAACGCGGUCCAUCAACUUCCAGUUCACAAAAUAAUGAUGUACCUCGUGAGACACGUACAGCUACUCGGGGAAUGCGUGGUUCUCCACUAUUUCGUGCAUUGGAUGGUUUGGUCGUAGGCACGAUGGCAAUCCCUGUAAAUUCAAAUAUUAGUAAUGGCCAAAUGCGUGUCAAUCCAUUUACAUCUUCGUCAUCUUUUUGUAUGAAUCGUAUUACUGUUGCUCGUCAUAUGUUGGAUUGUGCUAAUAAUAUCGCAAAUUAUCUUGAAGAUCCACAACGUGGACUAAAUAACACUCCUUUGGAUAUAUUGACACGUGGGCGUUGGACAAUGGAAUCUACUGUUGUUGAAGUUGGUAUAUCUGCAGCUGAUUUACCAACAGAUCCAACGCAAAAUAUUAUGGAAAUGGUCCAUGGUGCUGUUUCGGCUGCCAUGCAACGUCAAGAACGCAACCCUAACAAUGUUGAAAAUCCAGCUGAAAACAACCUUACAAUUAAUACUUUACCUACUACUCGUCUUAUUAUUGAAGAUGCACAUAGUGAAGAUGAUAGCCCAGUUGACGCAGAACCUAACGCAAAUGGUAAUGCUGCUGAAGGCGCUUCCCCUACAACGCCAACAGAAAAUACAGACAAUGCAAAUACUGCUACUUCCAAUGGUGGUUCAAAUGACACACCCCGACGUACACGUACACAAGUACUUGCAGAGGUUGUUGAACAAAUGCGUCGGGUGCAAGAACGUCUUAAUCCAUUUAUUGCACGUUUUUACACACUCUUACAUGAGGAUCCAACUUUUGAAGAAAAUGACACAACUGGACGUGAAGAAGCGCAACGCUUAUAUGAUCGUGUCUCCGAAGCUUUACAUUACAUGUCUCAUGCUCAACAUGCCAUUUCUGAUUUAAUGCUUGACGUUUCGCAAGCUACUCCACGCCAUUUAACUUGUCGUCCAAUAUUAGUCGAACAAAGUGGCUAUGUUACUUCAAAUAAUUAUAUUAUGGCUUCAGCUGCCGCCCAAGCCGCAGCUACGGCUCGUCAACAGAAUGCCAACAAUACUAGAAAUAAUAGAUAUAGACCAGCAAGCACAAGUACUUUAACUACUAAUAAUGAUUCUUCUAGUGCUAAUAACACUGAGAAUACAGGAAUGGGCACAGCUCAUGUAGCUAUCGUACCAAUACCUACUAACGCAGACAACGUUGUAGAGGAUCCAGUUGAUGAACCAAUUAUUGAAGUAAUGCCACCUACACAAGCAUCCAGUGUCAAUAUUGAAGGGCAAGGAAAUGGAGGUAUAGCGGAAAUUACUUUACAGUUAAACGGACGUCCUUCAAUUGGUACUUUAUGAUAUAUAAUUUUUCUUCGGUUAAUUUAUU
Molecule: messenger RNA, 1829 nt
Organism: Teleopsis dalmanni
Lineage: Eukaryota; Metazoa; Arthropoda; Insecta; Diptera; Diopsidae
Product: large proline-rich protein bag6-like
Exons: 9
Coding region: 239-1801 (520 amino acids)
Cellular component (GO): BAT3 complex
Molecular function (GO): polyubiquitin modification-dependent protein binding; misfolded protein binding
Source: RefSeq, a predicted model, not a curated record